Molecule: messenger RNA, 941 nt
Organism: Oenanthe melanoleuca
Lineage: Eukaryota; Metazoa; Chordata; Aves; Passeriformes; Muscicapidae
Gene: SREK1IP1
Product: SREK1 interacting protein 1
Exons: 5
Coding region: 63-527 (154 amino acids)
Molecular function (GO): zinc ion binding; nucleic acid binding
Source: RefSeq, a predicted model, not a curated record
CUUCCGGCGGGGAGAGGCGUCGUUGCGCGUGCGUGCCGGUGCGGUGCGGAGAGAGCGGCGGGAUGGCGCUGCCGGGUGGAAAUAAGGAUAAUAUCAGAGCUGGAUGCAAGAAGUGUGGCUAUCCUGGUCACCUGACAUUUGAAUGUCGAAACUUCCUCCGAGUAGAUCCUCAAAGAGAUAUUGUUCUAGAUGUUAGCAGCACUAGCAGUGAGGACAGCGAGGAAGAGGAACUACAGAGAUUACAAGCUAUGCGUGAAAAAAAGAAUUUAAAUGAAGAGGAAGAAAAAAAGAAACAAAAAAGAAAAAGCAAAGAGAAAACAAAAUUAAAAAGACCAAGGAAAAGAUCUUCCUCAUCAAGUUCUGCAGAAGAGGAUGAGCCGAAGUCAAAAAAACAAAAAUCACACAAAAAAGAAAAGGGGAAAAAGCAUAAAUCUAAGAAAGGAAAGCAUCAUAAAAAGGAGAAAAAGAAGAGAAGAAAGGAAAAAAGUUCCUCUUCUAACAGUUCAGACAGUUCGAGCAGUGACUGACACACUGGUCUAUUUUUGCAUUCGCUUCUGCAAAGAAGAUGAUUUUCCUUUCAUAGCAAGUUUAUUUAUGCUUCGCAGUGCUGUUGUAAAAUGGGAUAUAUAUAUUUUUUUGAGAAAUUUAUUUGCAUACAUCAGUGCUUCAAAUUAUUAGAUGACCAUUUAUGAAAAGAAUCUGCUCUUCUAUUUCAGGUUUAUUAGUACUAAACCAUGCAACUAGUUCUUCACUCUAAUUUUCAGUUCAGUUGUGAUUGUGUUUGUAAUCCUUUACAGUAGGAUGUGGUAAGUUUCAGCUUGCAAGCCUUUGUGUAGAAUGAUAUGGAUUUAAAUAUGCUUAAUAUCAGAAUGGUUACAUCAGAUUUGGAAAUUCAAGUGAGAUUUUCUAUUACACUUUAAAUAAAUAUAUGUUUUACACAA